AUGGGUUCUUGUGCAGGAUCAGGAUAAAAUAAAUAAAAGCAUUCGAGAGAUGAAAGAAUUAGAACAGAACCAGAUAAAGGAAGAGGAAGUGAUGCUUUCACUGGUGGGGUCAAUGUCUCUAAUGCAUCCGGAAAAAGUGCAGAAUUGAAAUGGUUGGAUUUGCCAAAUUAGAAAAAGAAGACAAUGAAAAAGUAAGAAAGUCUCAAAGUCACACUUUCAAUCACAAAUGGUCCUAUAUCAAAAUACUAUAUUCGAAAGAACCUUCGUUAUUUAGAAGGUGUAAAUUUUAAAGAUAAUAUGUUUGUUGUUCAACAUAUCGUUACUGGAAAAAUUCGAGUGGCAGAGAGAUUUUCAAUGAAUACAGUAACGAAUGCAUUCAUCAAUAAAAUAAUCUACUUAUAAUUAAACCAUCCUAAUUUGCUUGAUAUUUAUGGAAUAUUUUUAGAAAAUAACUAUUACACAAUUAUAACUGACUAUUGCAAUGGGGGAUCACUUUUAUCACUACUUUCUGAGAGAAAUACUCAUUUUGAAGAAGGAAUUGCUGCUUAAUGUUGCCGAUAAAUAUAUGAAUUAAUGAGCUAUUUACAUAAAUAUGGACUUUAUCAUGGUUCAUUAAGUUUGAGAAGUUUUGAGAAAUACAAUUAAGGAAAGAAACACUUUAAACUAAAGCUUGUUGAUUUUAGUAGUUUAUUUUGUAAAUCAGAUAUUAAUGAAAGCAACGUGCAAUUUUUAUCACCUGAAUGUUGCAGUGAAAAGUAAAGCUAUACGGCUGCUAGAGAUUAAUGGGCAGUUGGAAUAAUUACCAUGGCUAUAGCUUUUGGUAAACUACCCUUUGAUGCAAACUCAUUGUAAGAAUGCUUGGAAAAUAUUCAAUCGUCUUGUAAGAAGGAGGGUUUUUUGCAAAAAGAAUUGGAGAAAUAAAUUGGCAAUCCUUUAAUUAAAGAUUUGGUACUUUAAUUUUUGCAGAUUGUUCCAUCGAAAAGGAUAGAUUUUAUUUAAGCUUUGGAUUCUAAAUGGAUGAAAAACUAUGAGCAGGUUUCCAAAUAGUAAUUCAAGCAAUGCUUAGAUGAAUUAACUAAAAAAGAGGCAAACUUUCUUCAAUCUUGCUUUCUUUUAAUGAUGAUUAAAUAAUUCGAUGAUUAAUACUCUUAAAUAUAAGAAAUAUUUAAUGGAUUGGAUAUCGACAAGAAUGGUAGACUCACUAAACCGGAAUUAGUUAAACAUUACACCCAAUAUUUUAAUGCCCAAUACAAGCCUCAUGAGAUUCAUGACUUUGUUAAUGAAAUAUUUACAGCUUCAGACAUAAAUAAUAGUGGUGACAUAGAACUUUCUGAAUUUUUGAUUGCCCUAUCAAAUCCUAAAACUAUUAUAACUAAUGAAAACCUAAAGUGCAUUUUCAAUCAAAUCAAUCAAGGUCAACCUUUUGGUUUUAAUGAAUUACAACCAUUAUUUAGAACCAAGGAAGCAGAAAUUCAAAGUUCACUUCAACAAAUUCCAAAUCAAAUUAUUAAUUUUGAGGAGUUUUAAAAACUUAUGUUUGAAUUAAUAGAAGAUAAAUGA
Molecule: messenger RNA, 1560 nt
Organism: Paramecium tetraurelia
Lineage: Eukaryota; Ciliophora; Oligohymenophorea; Peniculida; Parameciidae
Exons: 3
Biological process (GO): protein autophosphorylation; peptidyl-serine phosphorylation; intracellular signal transduction
Cellular component (GO): cytoplasm; nucleus
Molecular function (GO): calcium ion binding; calmodulin binding; ATP binding
Source: RefSeq, a predicted model, not a curated record